AUGAAGCUGCCGCUGCUGCUGCUGUGUUUGGGACUGACCCUAGUCUGUGACCAUGCAGAAGAAGCUAGUUCCACAAGACAAAACUUUAAUGUAGAAAAGAUUAAUGGGAAUUGGUAUUCUAUUGUCGUGGCCUCUGACAGAAGAGAAAAGAUAGAAGAGCAUGGCAGCAUGAGAGUUUUUGUGGAGAACAUCCGUGUCUUGGAGAAUUCCUUAGCCUUUGAUUUCCAUACCAUUGUAAAUGGAGAGUGCACCAAAAUAUCUUUGAUUGCUUACCCAACAAAAAGGGAUGGUGAAUAUUAUGUCAAGUAUGAUGGACACAAUAUGUUUACUAUACUUCGCACAGACUAUGAUAAUUAUAUUAUUUUUCAUCUCAUUAAUUUCAAUGUUGGGGAAACAUUACAGCUGAUGGAGCUUUAUGGCCGAGAACCAGAUCUGAGUUCAGACAUCAAGGAAGAGUUUGCAGAUCUAUGCGAGAAGCAUGGAAUUGCUAGGGAAAAUAUCAUUGACCUCACCAACACCAUGGACCUGGUAUCUGAACAUCUUCUUGUUCUCACCCUGCAGAUCGCUGUCUCCAGGCCCGAGAUGGAGGAGAGGCCUGAGCCUCCAGUGUUGAGUGGAGACUUCUCACCAGGAUUACAGCAUCAUUCCUUCCUGUCCAAAAGCAUGCUGCAACAAGUUCUGUGAUCUUUCCAUCCUGUCUCACAGAAAAGUGCAAUCCCGGUCUCUCCAGCAUCUUCCCUAGUUACCUAGGACAACUCAUCAAGAACCAAAGACUUUCUUUACAUUUCUCUUUGCUGGGUCCAUGACAAUUCUCCAUGAAUUUCUUCCUUUUUCUGUUCAAUAAAUGAUUGCCCUUGCAGUUAAA
Molecule: messenger RNA, 865 nt
Organism: Arvicanthis niloticus (Nile rat)
Lineage: Eukaryota; Metazoa; Chordata; Mammalia; Rodentia; Muridae
Source: RefSeq, a predicted model, not a curated record